AUGACCCCCGUAUUAUACAUGAAAUAUGACUCAUCAGAUGAAGAAAAAAAUGAAGGAAUGAUCAUAAAUUUCCCUGUUACAUAUAUCUUGUCUAAAUUAUUAGCAAAUUUAAUUAGUUUAGUAUCCUAUAACAAAUAUGAUGUAGAAUAUAUAAGUAGUACUUUGCAGCAUUUACUUGUCUAUGAAUUAACUAACAAUUUAAAUGAUCUACCAAAGAGUCUUGGAUUUUUCGAUACACAUAUAAGUUUAUACACGGAUUCAUUAAAUAAUAUAUUUGAUCAAAUACCUAAUAAUAAUAAAAAUAUGGAUAUAUUAGAUCAUUAUACUUAUUUCGAAGGAUAUUUAGAUCGAGUUCAAAUGAUAAAUAACAAAUUAAUAUAUUUAUCAAAAAACCAAUAUUGGACACAAAGACGAAGAAUUGCAAGAAGAAAACGUUUAUUAUCUGUUUUUCGUAAUUUGAGUAUAUAUAAAACUAUGGAUAGCCAUAUAAAAGAUAUAUAUAAAUUUGUUAAUACUAACUUUGCAGUUGUUGAAGGAAUAAAGUCAAUAUAUAAUGACGAAAAAAAAAUAUUAUAUACAAAAGAAGACGAAGAUUUAAGAUUAUAUUACAUAAGAAAUGAAGGAUUAAUUAAAAAACAUUGCUCUGCACAUAUAGUUACAGCUAUUUCUUGGUUUUUAAAUCAGGUUAAUCUAAAUAUGUAUGAUAAUAAUAAAGAUGUCCUUACCAUAUUUCGAGAGAAAUUUUCUUCAGAGAAUAUUAAUAAAAUUAUUAAAUCCCUUUAUACUUAUAAAGAUUUUUAUGAAAAAAAUGUAAUUAAUGUAUGUGUACGAACUAUGGAAGAAAUAAUUGAAAUUGUAGGUUCAGCGAUGUUAGUACAUGCAAACAAGGAGGUUACCCUUUUAAAAAAUAAUUUAACAUUUUCAAAUUUAAUUAGAUCAAUGGAACUUAUAUUAUUACAAUCUAAAAUAAAUAGUAUUAGCAAAGAAGACGAUCAACCAAGUGAUGAUGAUGAUGAUAUGGAAAUUUCUUAUGAGUUGAGAUCCCAUGAAAAUUUAAUAUGUUUAAUGAAAUAUUUAUCUAAAGAAAUGGAGUUUUAUGUUUCAUCAUUAAAAUCGGAGUAUUUUAAAAAGCCAAUCAAAGAAAAUUAUAAUAACUUUAAAACAAAUGUUAAUUAUUUUUUUUUAUGCUAUUCGAAAAUAAUACCAUUUGAGGUUUUAUAA
This is a messenger RNA of Plasmodium vinckei vinckei, 1221 nucleotides long. Its product is annotated as conserved Plasmodium protein, unknown function. The coding region runs from base 1 to 1221 and encodes 406 amino acids. NCBI's taxonomy places the organism in Eukaryota, Apicomplexa, Aconoidasida, Haemosporida, Plasmodiidae. The record is from RefSeq and is a predicted model, not a curated record. The transcript has 3 exons.